AACAUGGCUUAGUUCAAAAAUUCAAUCAUACUAAUCAACAUUUCUAUUUUAGAAAAAAAAAAUGGAAGGUCGUCUUCGAUUUCUCUUAUCUAAAAUCGUAUGGCUAGCUUUAUCAUCUUCGUUUGUAUAUUGUUACGACCCAUCUCCUCUUCAAGACUACUGUGUUGCAGUUGACGAUAUAAAUGGAGUUUUUGUAAAUGGGAAGUUCUGUAAAGAUCCAAAACGUGUAACGGCGAAUGACUUUUAUACUUCCGGCCUAAACGUCCCAGGAAACACCAGCACCGGUCCCGGCUCCACAAUCACCGCCGUAACUGUUGAAAGAAUGCCUGGUCUCAACACUCUCGGGGUUGGUAUUGCUCGCAUUGACUUUGCCCCGGGAGGUCAAGUCCCACCUCACACGCACCCACGUGCCAGCGAGAUCUUGUUAGUUAUCAAGGGCAAGCUUUUCGUUGGAUUUGUAUCGUCGAACGAAUACAACUACACGCUCUUCACCAAAGUUCUUUAUCCCGGAGAUGUGUUUGUGUCUCCCAAAGGUUUGAUACAAUUUCAUGUGAAUAUUGGGAAGACAAAUGCGGUCGUGAUUGCUGCUGCUGGGAGCCAGGAACCGGGCAGGAUCGUGAUAGGUGAUGCGGUUUUCGGAUCGAACCCUUUGAUUGAUCCGAAUGUUUUGGCUAAAGCUUUUGCGCUGAACUUGAACAAAGUGAAAUAUCUUCAGGCUGUGUUUUCUUCUAAACAUAACAUACGUGAUUAUCCUUGAAAUUAAGAACGAUGAUAAAUAUAGUUUAGGCGAUAUAAUACAAACAUACAUACAUAUGUAUUACAAACAACAAAAAAUUGUGGGAAAUAACUAUGCAAGAUUGUAAUGUGCUGAUUAAUGUUAAAACAAUUUGUAAGAAAUUAAUAAAGUUAAUGAAUAAGUAAGCUAUAUGUUUUAGUUUUAAAUGUAAGAGGAUGUGAGAUAUGGGAAUAAAAAAAGAGGUUUGUGGA
Camelina sativa (false flax) is the source of this 987-nucleotide messenger RNA. Its product is annotated as germin-like protein subfamily 1 member 5. The record is from RefSeq and is a predicted model, not a curated record. Gene Ontology annotation, molecular function: manganese ion binding. NCBI's taxonomy places the organism in Eukaryota, Viridiplantae, Streptophyta, Magnoliopsida, Brassicales, Brassicaceae.